Molecule: messenger RNA, 901 nt
Organism: Phytophthora infestans T30-4
Lineage: Eukaryota; Oomycota; Peronosporomycetes; Peronosporales; Peronosporaceae
Product: elongation factor G, putative
Exons: 1
Coding region: 1-795 (264 amino acids)
Biological process (GO): cytosolic ribosome assembly
Cellular component (GO): cytosol; ribonucleoprotein complex
Molecular function (GO): GTPase activity; ribosome binding; GTP binding
Source: RefSeq, a predicted model, not a curated record
AUGCACCAGAUUUGGAGCUGUGGCCCUCGACGAGUAGGUCCAAACAUGUUGAUCAACAACAUUCCAGGAUACCAUUCGACUGGCUGCCUAUUCCCGUCGAACGCAACACAAGUUGAAGACUCAGAGAAAGCAGAGCAGAUCCGGAAACUGGAGAACAGCAUCGUGACGGGCUUCCAGAUGGCCUCCUCGGCUGGACCUUUGUGUGAUGAACCGGUAUGGGGCGUCGCGUUCAUCGUUGAAGACGUCGUUUUCCAUGAGAAAAGCGACGAUGUGUCAGAUGAAGAGGCGAGCAAGUACGGACCGCUUAGCGGACAGGUAAUCUCCACUAUGCGGACCACUUGCCUCAUGUCCUUUGUGAAGCAGCCUGUGCGGUUAGUAGAGGCCGUGUAUGAGUGCACAGUGCAGUGUCAAGCCGAGCAGCUCGGCAAGUUGUACAGUGUCAUCUCGAAGCGACGAGGCGAUAUCUACUCGGAAGAGUUGUCCGAUGGGACAGCGCUAUUCACUGUGAAAGCUCACUUGCCAGUCGUGGAAAGCUUCGGCUUUGCCACCGACCUGUUGAUCCAGACGUCAGGAGCUGCUAGUAACCCACAACUCAUCUUCUCACACUGGAGUAUCAUUGACAUGGACCCGUUCUUCCAGCCGCAGACAGAGUUGGAGCGAGAGGACUUUGGCGAACGCGUCUACGAACACAACUACGUGAGACGAUACAUCGAAGCGGUACGUAAGCGUAAGGGUCUGUCGCGAGAUGAAAAGAUUGUUGUGCACGCCGAAAAACAACGCACUCUUAAAAGAUAAGACGCUGGAUGAAGACGGGGGUACUGUAGCAAUAAUAUCUCGUUUGUUCCGGCUUGGAAACGGACAAGCGACAAUCUCGAGGUGAGCUAAAAUUAUCAAGUGUCCA